This is a messenger RNA of Phyllotreta striolata, 1869 nucleotides long. NCBI's taxonomy places the organism in Eukaryota, Metazoa, Arthropoda, Insecta, Coleoptera, Chrysomelidae. The record is from the annotation of a GenBank genome assembly.
AUGUCAGAAAUUGUCGAAAUUGCAGAUAAAAGAGUUAACAACGUGUUACACGAGUUGAAAACGCUGCUCAAAGAUGAAGAAAACGAAGAAUACACGUACAAAAUAAGCGAAAACUUUUACAGGUUUUACAUAAGCCUGCUUUUGUACGACCCGAAUUGGAGCAUCGCUGUUAAUCUUCUACAAAGAACGAAAAUUGAGGAGUUUAUGAAAUUUCUAGUAAGACAAGUCAAGCUCGAGCAAGAACUUUCAAUGGUUGUACUCAAAUUGCAAUACCACACGAGGAAAACCUUCAAUCGCAUCCAAACAUCCGAGGACAAGAUUGAAUCGCAACGUUUAAUAAGGCUAAAUUCUAAGUUGUAUCCAUUAAAAGUAUCCAUUCUAAGAUCCAACCCAGGGGAUAAUCUCAAAGCGGUGUUUUACAGAUGCGUUGUUUAUUUUUCUCUACUGACCGGUAUGGGAGAUUUCAAAUAUGAUAAGGAAUAUGCCGUAAACGCCCAAGUGUUGAAAAGCGUUAUGAAUUUAGACGAAUUGAAAGAACUCCUGAAGCUCCCUUUUCAAGAUAAAACAAAACGUUUCGAGCAAAUCAUCGAAGUUUGCACGGGUAUUAGGAUUUACAAUAAAGAUUGCGGAUUGCUCUCCGACGGCCUCAAUGAUAUAAUGAAAGAUCUAACAAUGAUGUUACACGGAUUGUUGUUACAAACGCAAAAGGAUUCCGAUAUACUGCAAACGAAAAUUACCAGAGUGACGGAAUUUCUUCGCAAGUGCUUCACCCUUUACGAAAUCGAAGGAAACGUCCUAAUGUCUACAAAUUUACACCCGAAAUUGUCUCAAGAUAUGUUGCCAACGUACAUGCACUUGCUAUUGCUUUACAAGCAAAGCUUCAGAGACAUGCAGGUAAUUGAUGGUAUUUUAAAAGAAAUUCUGGACAAAGUUUUGGUAUUAGAACAAAGAAUGUUUAAAGAAUUGGAGAGAAUACGAGAAAUAGUAUCACCUGAAAUGUUAAUCAGCGCCGACCUAAUAUUUCCUUACUUCGAAUAUUUGUCAUUUUUAUGGAACAAACUAAAGGACAAGUACCUCCUGGUAGAAUACGUGGUUGAUCAAGCAUUAACGAUUGUUACCAAAGUAGAAGAAUUUAACGGUUUCUACAGCACGCUUUUUUACAAUUAUGAAGAUUUUCAAUCUCUGCAUAGUAAAGGGAGCGUCGUUAGUACGAUGUACAGGAAUUCCGAUUGCACGAUGAUUGUAUCUGAUCCGGUAGAAAACGAUGAAUUAGAAUUCCGCGGUUAUUGCUGCGUUAUGUUGACGUUCACUAAAGGGUUCUUAGUCCAAGGGGAGGAGCAAUUCGGAAUAGUCAAAUACAAGGGAAGGUGUUACAUAUUUUCUUCGAAACUCGCCGUGACCGCUUUCUACUCGCAACCGGAAUAUUUUACGAAAAGCGUGAUACAAUUGGCGCGUACCCAUUGCGGAUUAAUACAUUAUCUCGAUAUAGAAAACGAGCUAGAUAAAUUGAAAUAUGAAAUAGAUAUAGUCCCGGAAUUACCGAGUAACGUACUGACCUCCGACGCGAGUUGUCAAGCUGAUGGCGAAAUGAUGGAAAAAUAUAUCAACAGUCAAUAUUCCUCGAGCCUUUGGUUUUACAAGCAGCAAGCCAUACGAAUGGCGAACCUGUCGCAUUGCGAAUCUAAAUCGGUGAAUACCAGCAAGAAAGCCAAUAUAGGGGUAAUGUCUACUCAAAUAUACCGCCGGAAAGACAAUUGUACUCAAACAAGGGCUGAUCAAAGUACCAAUACGAACAAAUGUUUGUCUUUCAUAUACGGUCUCAGAGGCGUUAAAAAUGACAGGCAAAUUCAGUUGUUAUCUAAAUUGUAG